GUAAACAUGGAUGUCAAGCUAAGUCUACAGGUGGAAACAUAUCUCCGGUGAAAAGAGAUUUUGUCCCUUUGUUUCUUCAUUCUUUCACAAUGUCUGAAACGAUUCCAGGUGGAAGACAAAGAGCGUCAUCUGAGGGAGAUAUUUUGGAUGACGACGACGACGAUGGUGUUUAUAGCACAGGAGUAGGUGCCCCUUUGAACUCAGGCCACCGAAAGGUAAGCACAAGCGCACUGUUGACAACUGUUGACAGACGAAGUCAAAGAGAAGACUACUAUUCCGAUGUUCCCGAAGAAAGGCGAACCAUAGGGCCAUCAGAAAGGCGAAGUAAGUCGCGUAAGACAUCUUUUAAAUCAAUAAAGAAACUAAUGAAUCGUGUAAUGAAGAGUUCAUCUUCUGCCAGCUCCAUACACGAACAGGAUCCGUCAUCUCGUGUGACAUGGACACCGACACUUAGACGUCGAAAUGACAACUUUCAUGAUGCAACUGAUCUUCGAGGAUCCAGAAGAGGAAAGCACGAGAAGUCGGAAUCAACAUCAAGACCCCUCAUCACCGACCCAAACUUCACAGGCCCGAAGUGGGAGAAGACGCCUGGAACAGUCGGCCUCAACAAUCAUGGGAACACUUGCUUUAUGAAUGCAAUUUUACAGUGUUUAGGGAACACAGAUUCAUUUGUGGAAUACUUUGUUGAUGGUGUGGUUAAAGAGGAUUUGAGAAAUCUAAGAAAUAUCAGGAAAGGUGCCAUCAAAGCAGAUGUGACUGAGCAUUUGGCAGUGCUUCUGAAAUGUUUUUGGUCAAACCGAUACAGUGCUGAAGUGUCCAGGGAUUUUAAGUCUAUCGUUGGGAAAGCUAAUCAUCAGUAUGAAGGUAGCUCUCAGCAUGAUGCACAGGAGUUUUUGUUGUGGCUGCUGGACAGACUGCAUGAAGACCUGAACUCCAACAUUAAAAAGAAAAACAAACCACUGAAGAAUACAGCCAUGCGAUCAGACGAGGAGUUGUCGAAUGAAGCGCUGUCCUCAAGUCAGGGGAGUUUUGUAUCGCAUCUCUUCAAGGGGCUACAUCGGUCAUCACUAACAUGUCCCCACUGUGGGAAGCACAGCAACACGUUUGACCCUUACUUGUGUGUAUCACUACCGCUUCCACAGAAAUGUCCUCGACCAGUCUUUGUGAAUGUUGUGUACUCAGGACAGAAGCAGCUGAAAAUAGGACUGCGUAUGAAUACGUUUGAGUCAGUGAGAGACUUGCGGCACCGGAUUUCAAAGGACAUUCGGAUACCAGCAUCAGAGAUUGUGCUGUGUCAGAUGUCAGAGGAUGGGUUCCGCUCAACAUAUGGAGAUGACCAACCUCUUUCUGACAUCCCAGAGACAGAAACAGUUUAUGCAUUUGAGACAUUGCCAGACAAUGACCCUGCCAGUGCUUCCUCCCGCUACGAGACUCCCUUCAUACACAUCCUCCUAGUACACGUGGAGAAGUCUACCAGCCCACAAGGACUUUUCCGCUUCUGCAGUCCAAGUGUUUUGCGAGUACCACGAGACUUCACCUACAAACGCCUCCAGAAAGAAAUACUGCACUGCAUGGGGGAUGCAGUGAAGCCAGAAGCCCUCACCCAGAAAUCAGUAUUAUUCAACUUACAAGUUGUGGACUGUCACCCCAGCAAGGAGUACCUCCCUCUCGAUGUGGAAAUGCCUCUAUACUCACAGGCAGUGGACAGAGUAUUGACAUACUAUGGAGAAGACUAUGGGCCUGUCCAUGUCAAGUUGAUGGCUGAAUGGGACACACAGAUUAAAGAGGCGUUUGUUGUGGACGAUGAUGAUAACAUUGAUGAACACCCAUCAGUCCACCACCUCCGUAUCUCACAGCACCUGAGUCCGACAGCAUCACUAGACGAGUGCUUCAAACUCUACACACAGGAGGAGAAGUUGAGUGGUGACGAUGCCUGGCUUUGUCCCCACUGUAAGAAGCAGCAACAGGGCACCAUCAAGACCCUGGGUCUGUGGUCAUUGCCGGAUGUUCUAGUCAUACACCUGAAGAGGUUCAAACAGGUGGGCAUGAGAAGGAACAAGCUGAACACCUUGGUGAACUUCCCUGUUAGUGACCUGAACAUGACUGAACAUGUGGUCCAGAGGGACGACGUGCAGAACGGUCACCCAGGACACACUGACCAAUGGCAAGGACAGCACAGGAGGCGGGAUGAUGACAUGCUUUAUGAUCUGUUUGCUGUAUGUAAUCACUAUGGCAACAUGAAUGGUGGCCAUUAUACAGCGUAUUGUAAGAACCCUAUUGAUGGUCAGUGGCAUGAAUAUGAUGACACAAGGGUGAAGGACAUGUCCCAGUCACAAGUAACAUCCAAAGCAGCCUACCUGCUGUUCUACCAACGACGCAGUCUCUCCAAGUGCUGCAAUCAGAACUUACACACUGGCAAACACUGGAUCUUCCGUAUGUACGCCAACAACAACAAUAACAAUAACAAUAACCAUGUUCCCCCCAGCCCUUCCAGUCCUACCAGUGCAAAGUCGGUACACUUCGACACCUCCUCACCCCAGCAGAUCCCACGUCAGUCCCAACCCAUGACGCCAAACACGUUGAGACGGGAAAUGGGAGAGCAUCCCAUCAAACCUAUCCUGCGACCUCUCACACCUCAGCCGCCACGAAGACAGAACUACAGCCCACAGGAAGUAGAUUAUUAUGACCACAGUCCAACGUCACGAGGAAGGGAGGUAACUCAGGAGUUCCGAGUUGCGAGCUCCACUUGUUCGGCAACACUCUGAACCUGAGGCUCAUAAGGGGAUGGGUGCAUGUUUCAGUUUAAAUAGGAAUUCUGGACACAGUGGUGAUGUGUACGGUGUCAAAUCUCCUCAGUUGACUGAGAAGCACAGCCAUUCCUCAAACCUUUUGAACGGACAUGAUCAUGAGAGUGGUACAUUCAGGAGGAGCCACAGACCACAGGAAAGGACAAGGCCUAAUGUCAGUCAUGAUGCCAACAGCCACCGACCUCCACGCCCUCCAACAGACUCAUAUUCUUCACGUGAUUCCACAGACAGUUCAAAUCAUACUUCCCAUACAACAAGUGACAGUUCUUCUCACCCUGUGAGAGCAGUGAAUGGCUCGGGGUACCUAUCCUCGCCAAAUGAAAGCCCAAGCCAUACAUCAAGAGCUUCGUCAGAUCUUAGACAACGACGCAGCUCCAGUGAAGGGCCUGUGGUGGUGUCUCAUGCGACCCAAGACAAGAUGUCCGUCAUGGUGGCAGAGUCAAAACAGAUUGUGCCUCCAAGUCCUGUUAUGGCUGCUCCAUUGCCCAGUGGAUCAAGAGCCCUGGAGGAGAGGAGAAUAUUGGAGGAGAGGAGGUCAUCUGAAGAGAGGAGAGUGUCUGAGGAGAAAAGGGCAUCAGAGGAGAGGAGCUUUGUGCAUCGAGACAUAAACACCAUUGACACUCGGACAUCAGGUUCUGCACGGAAUUCUGAAGACAGAGACAUUCCUGAGAAGUAUGCUACAAUUGGUCGUGACAUUCAGAUGAGAAUUGAUGCUCUCAUGGAUCAAACACGCAACAUACAACGCCCCCAGACAGACAAUAACAUGAACACAUAUUCCAGACCGCCCCGACCCCAUACUGUCCAGCGACGGCAAAUCGAUGGCUACGCGAUGGAGCCACGUGAUCGGGAUAACAUGUCGAUCUCUAGUCUCAGUCAGAGGCAGAGUCGCAGUCCUCAAAUAUUGAUGCAAGAGACACUAUGUCAGUGAAAAGCUUUGGGGACCAGGUUUACAACGGCUAUGGCCGACGAGAUUCCAGUCGAGGCCCAGUGCGGUAUCGACCACACAUACACAAAGGACACAUGCAUGCACAGAUGCAGGCAAGACGCAGUAUUGAAGUGCCAGCUCCUUGUUUGAAAGAAUCUUCUGUAUAAUGGACGCGUACAGUGGCAUGCUCACCCUUUGUGAAGUCACAAAUCCUUGUUGAGAAUUUCUGUGUUUAUUGUAGGGGUUGUCAUGAACUGUUGAAGACUGAUGCCAGUAUUGGAACACAUUAAUGGAAUAACAUAGAAUCUGUUUGUUGUGUUGCAUAGCUUGGAUCUAUGGCUGGUUGUUUACCAUUAAUUGAUAUGUUUAGUGCUAUACUCCUACUGAGGAAGAUGUUGUGGUGUCUUGUUAAUGAUACAGGACAGUUGCACUGCUGAUGUCAUUGUAACUCCGAAGGUAACCCUGGCUUUAAGGGUUUGUGGUAGUGUGAAGUAGACAGUCCCUGAAAGAGAUUAUAGCGUGAAAUUUGGGACUCCUUGACCUAUAGUGCUGUAGUUUUGUACUUUGCUGUGAUGUCAGGUUAAAUAGGAUGUGUAUCUGUUUGACAUGGUCCACCAGCAUAGCUUGUGUGCCAUGUUUGUUCAUGAAGGAAACUGAAAAGGGAUGACUGUUCGCGAAUCAAUGAUGAUCACUUCAGAAACUAGUGUGGACUCCAUGGGACUGCUACAGCCGAAUCUGGAAAAGGACUUUGACCGUUAUGUUCAAGGUUUUGUAACCUUAAAAAGAUGCCAUUUUUGUGUAGGUAUUGUGUUGUGGAGAUUCACGUGAAAGGUGUCUAGGACUAGAUGUUUGUUUGACUUCUCACUUGUUAAUGACAUGACUUCACCACAACCAUGUGUAUAUAACAGAUCCCAGUAGCUGCACUGUACAUAAACACAGCAGGCACAUAUCAUGUAAAUAUGGACUCCAUCUCCGGCAUGGAAUGGACGGCCUGAUGUGUACAGACUAGAGGCAUGCUCUACCUUACUGUUACAGUAGAUGUCAGAGUAGUCCAUAUCUUCAUAACAUUGUGUACAGUAAUUUCCAUUAUUUGAAAAUAUAACUGUUCAGUGAAUAGCUUUUUAUAUAUAUAUAUUGUUGCUGUAUAUUCUUACACAUGCUACUCAGUGACAACAAAUACCAGUGGGUGUGACUCUGUGAUUGAGUGAAUAGAGAUGCUGUCCCAUUGAUGAGCUUCAGUAUGCUUAAUUCAAACAAGACUUUUUCAAGAACAGGGCCCAAUUUCACAAAGCGAUCUUACUGCUACGACUGUCGUAAGCAAAUGUUAACGUAUAGGAAUUACGAUCAUCUUAGUGCUACAGUCGCUUUGGGGAACAGGAUACAAGGCCUAAACUUUAGCAAACGACUUCCAAAACCUGUGCAUUGUUCCUGUGAGGGGUCUUGAUGUUGCAACUUGACUAUAAUCAGUUAUCUCCCUUUCAGGAAAUGCCAUGAUAAUAAUGCAUGAAUCCUUCCAUUUGAUUCUAAACUUUUUAAAUGAAGAUACUGAUAUCUUUCCUGCCCAGGUUUCCAUGUACAGUAUUACCUAUGAUCUUGUUUCAUUUAAACUAUUAACAAAGCAUUGAUUGGUUUUAUUGGUGAGUCAUAGAGUCACAUCCAGGGGUAUGAUCCAAGUACAAUGUGACACUCUUUUGUCCAUACAGCAAUGCAAGUGACCAUACCUUGCCUUGUGCCAUAGGUACACUACCACUCAGCGACAACGAUUUACAUAAUCAGUGUUUGCAAAUAUACAUCAUCACAAAGUGUCAGUGUUGCUGUUCUAUCUGGGAUGAAAAUACCAUUAGUGUGAAAGGUCUUUGGCUAGGAAGAGAAUUCAAAUGUAUCGGUUGAACCAAUCUAUCUUUGUUGAGUAGCUGAAGGAUAUACUGGAUCUCUUUGUUUACCUUUUUGGAGAUGUGUUAACUGGUUUAAUGAAACAGUUGCACCUUUUUUAUACUACUCAAAAGAAAUUAAGAACCAGCCGAUUAGUUUGAUUCUAAACUUUUUGUCAUUCAACUAAUUUUCUGGUAAACAUCUCUUUGUGUAGCUAUGGCAUGAGACAUUAGAAUUUUUUAGCAGUCAUAUUCUGGCUCAUAAAUCCUUUUUCAUGUCAGACUUAUCCCAAAAUGGGUACGGAUUGUUGUAUGGGGAACUGUACAUUAGCUCCUUGAAUUAUCCUAUUUAGCUAGUACUUGUUAGGAUGUUUGUUACAUUGAAUUUGGAAAUAAUCAAAAAUGUCAUUGGUCAGUUUCACCAUUUUCUUUUUACCUCUAUAAAGCUAUUGUUAAGUGAAUGUGGUUGAGUGGACAUGUUUUCACUAGGGCUGAAAUGAUUCGGUUCGAUUCAUCAAAUCUGACACCUUAGUUUCGAUUUUCGAUAACCAUUAUCACUAUUUCGAUUCAAUAUUUGAAUAUCUAUUUAAAUUAUUUCCAAACAGCGCGAAUGUAAUUUUGACUCCAACUCGAGCAGUUUCAAGAGCUGAAAUCUGGCGAUACGUGAUUGGUUAAGCCAGGCUAAUUAUCCAGUGAGAAUUGUUAGUAGACAUCGCCAAGUUGACAGUGGAUUUGAUGGUGAAGAGCCGACUUUGAGAGUUAAAUGAAAUCAGAUAUUUUUACUUGAAUGAAGAAUCGAAUUGAAAAUGAUCGAAUCGAGGGUCCAAUGUCGAAAAUCGAAUAGAAUUGAGGUCUGGAUGAAUCAUUGCAGCCCUAGUUUCCACUUUUUUCAGUUCCUGUUGAUGAUGCAUAUAUGUGUGAGGACCAGUUAUAUGUGAAUGAUGUUUGCUACUGUAUGUGAAAGAAGGCUUCGACUGAAUAUUGUACAGCCAGUUCUUUCUGCAACACUAUUGUGUUCAUUAUCAUUAUAAUUCCAUCUCAUAAAUUACCCGGUGAAAUAUAUGAUGAAUUAUAUUUCUAGAUAUAUCCUAUAUCUAAAAUAUGAUUUUGAGAACCUUUGAAAAAUUUAUAUAUUAUGGUUUGCUGUUUAAUAAGUAUUCUACAUCAUGAAUGAAAGACAUGUAGUUGCAAUUGAAAUUAUUACGUCAGACAUUUUUUAAUCAGUUAUUAGUCUGUGUGCAUAUUUUGUUUAGUUUUAGUGGUUCUUUUUUUGUAGAUUAUUGUGUACAGAAUAGCUGUAAAUAGUUGUGAAAUGAUUUUGGCAGCUAGCACUCAAAGUGACUCUUGAAUUGUCUUUUUCAAGUACACAUGUAAUUUAAUUUCUUUUCACCCUUACUGAUGCUAUCAUAUCGUUUGUUCAGAAUUCAUAUCCAAAAAAGAAUCUUUCAAUUGAGAAAUUUUCAUUUGCAAUAAACAGGACAAAGAUAGCAUUUUGGAUCACGAAAAGAAAUAAUGAUAAUAAAGCUUUUGAGAUGGUCCCUGAAGUUAGGUUCCCUCCAUUUGUCCAUGACAUUUUUGUGAGAGUGACAUUAACAUGACUGAAAUGGCAUUUGUUCUUGCACUAUGUAUAAUCUAGCAGAUGAAAUGUAGACUUGUCCAUUUGGCGGUGUGUAUCGUGAAUAACCUCAUAAAUCUUUACUGAUUUAGUCACUCAUUUUAACCCAAUCUCAGCAUUAAUCUUUAAACAGCUAAUCCACAUUUUGUUAGAUGCCAAGCAUAUAGUUACCCUCUGUUAAUGUGGUCAGUUUGGGAAUUGCCAGAUGCUAAUGUACAUGACUGAUGGAUAAUAUGUUCUUGUCAACAGUCUUUCUUCCAGUUAAUGUUCAGUUAGUGGUGAGGUGCUUGAUGUCUAGUGCACAGUACUGUAAUUUUGCCCAAUAUUUCUGUAUAUUCAGUAUUCUAGGUAUACAUUGAUUCCAGGUGGUAUUGCUAUUCCUAUUACAGAAGUGAGAACAUUCCGCAGCGUCCUGCAGUAUUGCCACACUAACCGCAGUAUGGCACACCCAGCACCAGCUGUCAUCCAUGACAUACCCAGUACAGCCAUUAAUGGCCUGG
Haliotis rubra (blacklip abalone) is the source of this 7718-nucleotide messenger RNA. Its product is annotated as ubiquitin carboxyl-terminal hydrolase 31-like. NCBI's taxonomy places the organism in Eukaryota, Metazoa, Mollusca, Gastropoda, Lepetellida, Haliotidae. Gene Ontology annotation, biological process: protein deubiquitination. The record is from RefSeq and is a predicted model, not a curated record. Gene Ontology annotation, molecular function: cysteine-type deubiquitinase activity.